AUGUACUCAGAUUCCGAGCCCAAAUUUCAAUACUUGGUUGAGGUCACAGUUGGUCUGGUAUUUUUGGGCUGCCCGUUCAAGGGUUCCAAGAUCCAGGAGAUGGCUUCUGUCGUGACCAACUUUCUACAAGUGGCUGGGUCUGAUAGCGGUAUUAUCAGAGACCUCCGGUAUGGAGAUCCAAUUCUGCUAGACAAGAUCAAUGGGUUCCAACGGCUAUUGGAAAGGAACACAAUUCCGUUCUGUGCCUUCAUCGAACGCAAAGAGACCGACUACGGCAAAAAGAUAGGGUUAACAGGAAUUUGGAAGGAGUUGGUUGUUGAUGAAGAAUCUGCUGGGGCCUUAGGGCCGCACAAGUUCCACCUGAAUACCGAUCAUUUCAAAAUCAACAAGUUCUCUGGACCACUGGAUCGAUCUUUCCUCGCGGUUUCUUCCCAAAUCAAUGAGAUGUUCACCAACUGGAAACCGCUAGUUGAGAGCCGAAAGGCGGGCUCCAACCGCCCCGGAGCACAGCGAAAAAUCAUGGAGACCAAGGAGCGACACGAGAAAAUUGUCAAGUUCUUGGCGAAAUUUGAUUUCUCUGCACGAUAUCGAGAUGUUUUCUCUGCCAGGCACAAAAGGACCGGCCAGUGGUUUUUGGAAACCGAGACCUUCCAGGCCUGGGUAGCAAAAGAAGGACAGAGCCUUUGGUGUCCCGGAAUUCCUGGGGCGGGAAAAACUGUCUUGCUCGCUGUUGCAGUGAACUACUUGCAGGAAACCUACUUCAAAUCAGAUGAGGUGGUUCUUUUCGCGUUCUGUGACUAUAAAGACCAAGCCAAUCAAAGUGCGGAGAACAUCAUACUCUCGCUCUGGAGGCAGUUGAUGCAAAGGCGCGUUCUCGGUGAGCUCGAGUGUGAAUAUUUUGAGACAACCUAUCUCAAAAGAGGAGUUUUCCCAACGACCGACGCUUUGGUGAAGCUGUUCUCAGAUGAGAUCAGCAAGUACUCACGGGUCUUCAUCCUUCUUGAUGCUCUUGAUGAACUUCGGACUGAAAGUCGUGAUUCAUUGCAGUAUCUUCUGCGGCAAUUACCCAAGCGCAUGAACUUGCUGGUUACCUCGCGUGUACCCAAAGAAACCACCGUAGAAUUUCGCAAUGUUCCUCAGCUCGAAAUUCGAGCAAGGGACAAGGAUAUUACGGAUUAUAUCAACGGUCGCCUGGAGUCUGUCUCGAAAUUGCGAUCGAAGGUUGAGCACAACCCCAAGUUGAAGGAGGAAAUCAGAAGCACUAUCACGAAGAAGGCCGACGGAAUGUUCCUUCUCGUCAAGCUACAUCUGAACUCUUUGGCAUCUAAACAUACCGUUAAAGAGAUCAGAACAGAUCUGAAGAAUCUGCCAGAAGGAGAAAACGCCAUCUCUGAUACAUAUGAAGGGGCGUUCUCUCGCAUUAGUGAUCAGACCCGCGAAGACCGCGAGCUCGGAGAGAAGAUCAUCUUAUGGAUUUCCCAUGCGCAGCGACCAUUGACAAUGAAAGACCUGCAGUGCAUUUUGACUUUGCAGGAAGGGGAUACCGAGCUCGAUUUCCAUGAUUUAAUCCCGGAAGAGCUGCUUGUCUCUACCUGCGCGGGUCUUGUAACCGUGGAAAGUAUGUCUGGAAGAAUCCAGUUUGUGCACUCCACUGCCCAGGAGUUCGUUGAUUCGGUCAAAUCCACAAGGUUUCCUGGUGCAGAUUUGACAAUUGCCAAUUCCUGCAUACAAUAUCUCUCUUUGUCAGAGUUUUGUAGAGAGACCAAGGAGAUUCACACCACCUCAUUCACGAGCACUGUCUCUCAUUACCCCUUCCUUGAGUACGCCGCGCUCUUCUGGGGCGUACAUGCAAGACACGCCGGCAACUCAUCGACCAGAGGCUCCAUCGAGAAGUCAGUUAGGCGCUUCUUCAACCUCAGACUACAGUCGGCGUUCGCUGUGCGCACUCUUCUGUGCGGCGUGGCAGGGAUUGAUGGUGCUGAGAUGGGUGACAGUCUGGCGCGAAACGAUCGAUCUGUCAAACUGAUCAACAUCCUGGCCUACUUUGGACUCGACUUCAUUGUUGCUGAUCUAAUCUCCAGUAGAUCAGAGGUUUUGGUGGAGUCAUUUGAUGAGUUUGUGGGAAAUGUCUUACAUUGGGCAGCCCUUGGCCAGCACGAACCAACACUGAGAUUUCUGUUAGGUCAGACAUCCGCAGACAACAUUUUGAACCAGAGAGGGUACUCCCAAUUCACACCGCUGCAUCUGGCUCUGGUUUACAGGCGAGAUCGCUCCGCAGAGAUCAUUUUGGACUAUGGGCCUGAUGUCAAAGUCACAGCACAUUUCGAGCAUACCCCUUUACUCAUCGCAUCUCUCACUGGAAACAGUAAUAUCAUUCCCAAGUUACUGGCAGCGGACAAAGAGCUGAAAACGUUGUUAAUGCAAGGGCAUGGAUCGACCACUCCCUUCCGUGCCGCUGCUAUGUGGGGGCACAAAGACGUGAUGGUUGUAUUAUUGCAAGCUCUCGAUGGCUGUGAAAUCAGCGACGAUCUCCACGAGCUGAGGGAUGACUUUUGGAGAAACCCGAUGCACCAAGCAGCAGAAGGGGGGCAUUUCGGCAUCUGCGAAGUUCUGCUCCAGUCUAAGUAUGGAGAAAAGUUUGCGACAAGUGAAGAUGGGUCGUCGAGGAUUCCAAUGGAAUUGGCCCUUCUCCAAGGCCAUGUAGAAGUUACUGAGCUGUUCCUGAAUUGGAACGACCAGGCGCUACUAACCAGUGAGCCCGGAACUGUCGCGGGAGCGCUCACAAUGGCGGCGCAUUUCGGGCAGCCAAUGAUCGCAGACAUGCUGCUAGCUCGGCAUCCGGAAGCUUGUGCAUCGGACUUCCGCAAUUACACGCCUCUUCACCAUGCAGCCUACAGUGGCUCGGUCGAUACCGUAAAAGUCAUUCUCGGUUAUCCCGCUGGCGCUUCGACUUUGGAAGCCCGAGAUAAAUCUGGAAGGACCCCUCUGGUAGGAGCGGCCGAUAGAGGACAAGCAGAAAUUGUUGAAUAUCUCAUUCAGAAUGGUGCCGACAUCAAUUCCAAAGACGACAGCGAAAAGACCGCGCUCCAUGUUUCUUGCGAAGGGGACCUUGAUCAAGUGGUCAAGAUACUGCUCCAGUCUGGGUCUGGCAUUGACAUAGAAGCUAAAAACUCCGAGGGAGAAACCGCACUCGCAGUUGCAAUCGAGUGGCAAGCAACAGAGGCGAUCAAGUUGCUUGUAGCAGUGGGAGCUAAAGUCCCCGACGGGGUGCCUCUGUCUGAUAGUACUGACACAGCGGAUUGCUAUUCCCCGGUGGAGCCACUCGACCAAUUGAGAGCAUAUUUCUAUCUGAAGAAGGCAUCUGGAGACAAGCUUCCUCAGUUUCUGAUCUCGAACAUUCUUGAUCUCGCGGAGUACUGGCUUGUUGACAAGACCCAGCGCUACGAGCCAAAACUCGCCACCAAUUUUGACAAUGGCACAUUGGUCUACCUACGAAGUCGUCCGAUCCAAGGAAAUCUUCACCACCCUGUUCGGCGCAUCGAAUAUGAAGUCAUCAGUCAUGAUCAGGGUUUCAGCAACGAUUUCCACGUGCAUGGGACGUACGAAUGCUCCCACACUUGGUUCGACGCCGGCCGAGAGUGUAGCCCCGGUCCUUUCCAGGGCUCGGCUAGCCGAAUUUUAGGUCCGAUAAUAAUGCGGAACGUCCAUGCAAGCAGAGACUGGCACACCCAUCGCAUAACAUGGUGCUGCCUUACUGGCGCACAAACCGUCCAUGUGCGCUCCGAUGACAACACAAACGAACAGAUCGAAGAGAUCGUCACGACGGUCCACAGUGAUCACAGACACCCGAGACCGGAGCCGGUCAAAUGGAUGACGGAAAUCAAUCCCGGCGAACGAUUCCUAAUGACAGCCAUGGCCCAAUUCCCGGGAUGGGUCAAUUAUGUACAGCGUGCCAAAGUCGUCGUUUACACAAGCUUUAUCAAAUCAAGUGGUCUGUACUAG
Molecule: messenger RNA, 4002 nt
Organism: Penicillium brevicompactum
Lineage: Eukaryota; Fungi; Ascomycota; Eurotiomycetes; Eurotiales; Aspergillaceae
Product: ankyrin repeat domain-containing protein
Exons: 3
Coding region: 1-4002 (1333 amino acids)
Molecular function (GO): protein binding
Source: RefSeq, a predicted model, not a curated record